AUGAUUGUUAUUUGUGCUGAAUUACGUAAAGUUAUUGCACAGUUUGUGCACAACACAAUUCCUUUUAUUGCUUCUCUUCAAAAAAAAAGAAACUGGAUUACUGACAGUUUCUUUUUAUUCAUUACUCUUGUUGCAGGAACUGGUAUAUAUGCUGCUGUUCUCCCGACAAUUGUAUUAUUUUAUCCACAUCCAGAUUAUGUAAGGACAGUCAUUACUAUUACUUUCACUUGUUGUUUUAAUAUUCUUGUUGGUAAUUUCAUUAAAAAUUUAUUUGGAUUACCUAGACCUUAUGGAGAGGGUUUGUGGGCUCCAGUCCCUGAAAAAGAUUUUGGAUUUCCUAGUACACAUACUAUUAAUGCAAUUGCCAAUACAGGAUUUGUUGUAUUUGCUUUAACUGAUAGCAUUCAAUACCGUAUAAUUUUUAUAAUAUAUGUUGUUUGUGUUUCUUUUAGUAGAAUGUACAUGGGAGUUCAUAGUCCUGCUGAUGUUUGUUGUGGGAUGUUAUUUGGAUUUCUUCAUCUUGUACUUAUGGUGAAUUUUUAUCAAACUAUUAUGUACAUUCAUUCAUUACCGUUAAUGCUUCCUAUAUUCUUUAUAAUUCAUGUUAUUAUUCUUGUUUUAAUGCCAAGAUGUAAAGAAUACAAUCCAACUCCAAGAAGAACAGCAAUGAUAUGUGGAUGUGUAUUUGCAGCCUCAGUUGUUAUGUCAUUUGAUAUGCAAACACUCACAACACAUAUUCUUCCAAUGAAAGAAUAUAUUAUUUAUCAAAUACAUAGACUUCCAAAGUUUAUAUUAGAAUAUAUUGUUGCUAUAUCAAUAUGUUUAAGUCUAUUUGGAACUAUUGGAUUUAUUUUACCAAAUAUUAUUAUGAAGUUAGUUGAAAAAAGUGCAAAAGUUAAUAAUCUUCUUCGUAGAAUAGAGCAAUUUUGUUGUAAAUAUCGAAUUCAUUGUUUAAAAGAUAAUAUUAAUGAAUAUGAAUGUGAUAAAGUAAUGUUAAAAUAUACAGCAGAAAUUCCACUCGCAUAUUUUUCAGGUUUUGUUGGUGGAUUUUGUGUAGUUUAUAUUGCACCAAAAGUUGUUCUUGCAAUGAAUCCUGAAAUGAUACUUCCAAACUAA
Molecule: messenger RNA, 1116 nt
Organism: Entamoeba dispar SAW760
Lineage: Eukaryota; Evosea; Mastigamoebida; Endamoebidae
Product: sphingosine-1-phosphate phosphohydrolase, putative
Exons: 1
Coding region: 1-1116 (371 amino acids)
Cellular component (GO): endoplasmic reticulum membrane
Molecular function (GO): sphingosine-1-phosphate phosphatase activity
Source: RefSeq, a predicted model, not a curated record